Messenger RNA from Syngnathoides biaculeatus (alligator pipefish), 9812 nucleotides. Its product is annotated as nck-associated protein 5-like. Bases 263 to 4087 code for a protein of 1274 amino acids. The transcript has 15 exons. Gene Ontology annotation, cellular component: microtubule plus-end. The record is from RefSeq and is a predicted model, not a curated record. Lineage: Eukaryota; Metazoa; Chordata; Actinopteri; Syngnathiformes; Syngnathidae. Gene Ontology annotation, biological process: microtubule depolymerization; microtubule bundle formation.
CUCAGCACACGCCUCCCUCUUGAACCAGGUGGAUGUUUCUGAGGCUGGAUGCUAGGAUCCACGCAGGCCAGGAUGGAUCCGAUGCUGGUGCUGACCCAGAUUAGCGAAUCCGGACCGGUCGUCGGUGUUCUGGGGAUGUGACGUUUAUCUCUGAUGAGCCACCGAUCCUGAUCCUCAGUAGUCCUCAGUACCUGGAGGAAAAGCAACAUCUGUGUGAGGAGGGAAGGGAAGCAGGCCAAGUUUGUGGUGGAGGGCCCAGCAGAUGGUGACACUGCAGCAGCACUUCUCCAGAAUGGAGGAGACUGUGCGAACCCUACUGCAGAACCAGGAUUCAUUGGAUGGCACCAAGGUGGACCCACUGGACCUCAUGAAGGCAUACAAGGACAAACUGUUAGAGGAAAUGUGGAAGCAGCAAGACAGUCUAGAGGGGCCGGCAGUUUCAGAAACUGAAACGUUGGGGUCUCUGGAGGCUGGAGGUGGUCUGGAGGAAAAUUUUAACAGCAAUUCCCUGCUAGAACGACUCAAAGCUCUUGAGGCUGAAAACUCUGCUCUGUCUUUGGAAAAUGACAACCAGAGAAAGCAAUAUGAGCGCUGCCUAGAUGAGGUAGCCAAUCAGGUGGUCCAGGCUCUCCUCACUCAAAAGGACUUGAAAGAAGAAUGUGUAAAGCUGCGCACCCGCGUCUUUGACUUGGAGCAGCAGAACCGUCUACUAAGCGUCUUGUUUCAACAACGAGUUCGAAUGUCCCAAAGUCCUGCACCCCAGGAAAUCCAAAGGAAUGGCAAAGUAGGUAUAACUGCGGGAAGGUGGCCCAGUCUCCUGAGUCUAACGUGCCCACGUAGUAGCGGAAGUGGUAGUGAUCUGUCUUUAUCCAGUGCUGGUAGUGAAUACUCCAGCGGCUCACACACAUGGGCUGAGGGACGAGGCCUCUCCAAACAGUGCGUAACAAGCAGGGACAAAAGGAUGAGUAUAGGCUCUGUAUCUGGUCAUCAGAAUGACUUUGGCUGGAAGGAAGGCCACAUCCUGAAAGGUCUGAAGCGUCUUCAGAACAGCGUCUCAAAAGAGAAGGCCUCUCCAGGUGCCGUUCCGCAUUGCAAGGACUGCAUGACAUCCAACGAGGGUAUCUACUCUCUGGGCAUCAAAAGUAACCUGACAGACAAGACAAAUAAAAAUGUCAACGGAGGAAUUGCCGUUAUAGACUCUGAUGAAAGUAGCAAUGACUCAAAUAUGUCACAAAGUCAGGGAUCCAGUGAUAACGCGUCAAUAGAAGUUCAGACAGAUGAUGGCACAAAAGAACCUUUGGGGAAGACCGUUUCUGAUAACUUCACAUUCCCGUUGGAACCACCAGUGAAGCUUGAAAAAGAAAGCCUAAAACAACCCUCACAAGCAGAAACCGAGAACUCAAGAGACAUGUUGAGCGACAGCAACAACAACCAGGAACACCGUAGCGACCGUAAAUCCCGGCUAGACCGCAUGGACUUGGAAUACCAAGCAAGGGAUGCAAACCCAGCUGUGAGACAUUCUGCCACCAAAGCUUUGAGCUGUGUGAGUGAAGCCAGGCAACGCAGCUCUUCAGCAGAGGUUUCUCACCACAGGGACGGUGGGAUUUCAAAGAACCUAAAGCCCAAACCACAGGUUUGCGACUCGGCCAGGAAGGCAUUCAUCCUGCGCAGCAAGAGCGCCGAUCCUGGACCGGAACAACACAAACACAUCCACUCACCUCUCCAUCAAAACCUCAUUCGUGGCCACAAAUCUGGCAGUCCUAACAAAAGGGCCAAUCACGGUAAACUACACAUUUCGGCUCAUGAUGCAGAAACAGAUGAAGAUUCUGGAUCGACUUGUAAAUCUUUGGACCGUAUACAACAACGCUCACCUCUUGCGUCGCCUGUCAAAAGUGCUUCAGCGACCAAAACUAUUGCAGUUGAUGAAGGCUCAAAGACUCCACCAACACAGCCGCAAUCCUCCAGAAUUCUCUCCAACAAUGAGGAGACCAAUAACGUACAACACCAGGAGCAGCUCUCAGACACGUUCUCUUCAGAAAUCAUACCUACUUCAGCUCCACUUCCGCCUAGUCGAACAACUUCGCUCCUCCUUAGAACAGCGUCGGACUCCAGACGUAUGGGACGUCCUCAGAGCGCCACUGUGGGAAAGACUACAUACGGUCACCAAACCAAUGUUACACCAGAAAAUCAAGCAACCAAAGUUGUCUUCACUGCCCAUUUGUCCAACAUACCGUCUGUCCCCAAUAAUGAAAUGCAGGGCUCAGAAUCAUCUGUUGAGAAAACAGUCGCGUACCAGAGUGGAAUGGUCACACCCUCUUUGUUACCAAACCCAAAUGUCUUACAAAGAUCUCAGCAGAGCAUUAGUGAACCAAAACUUUCUGAAGUCCAGCCUCAGACAUAUUCCAAUGUCUACUAUCACAACUGUCAGAGUUCCGGGUCCAGAGCUGUAAAAAAGUGUCUUCCUGCCAACGCCAGAUCCCACGAGGCAAUCUCAGGACCAGAAAGCGGUACAUUCCUCAUGUUCAGUCGGCAGAACAAAGAUGAUGCAAACCCAUCCAUGAAAAGCAUCCAAACCUACCAGACAUACAUUUGCGACCCUCACAUGAUGCAUGAAUGGGGCAAAGCCCGCCGGAAGAUUGAAACCCGUUGUAACUCUCUUGAUUCCGAACCCUGCAAUGCUGCCGUCACAUCUGAUAGUGGUGGAAUGCUGGACUGGGGUUUCGACGAGGAAGGCUGGCUAUUCAAGCGUUCUGUCUCCGUGUCCACUAGACCCCCUCUGAAGCCAGUCAUGGGCAUGAAUGGUGCCAAAGCUCGAAGCCAGAGCUUCGGAGCUCGCUACAUGGACCGACCCAGCUUCAACCGCUCUGGGAAGGUGCGCACCCAGAUAAAAACACACUCAGGGAGCUCUUUAAACUCCCUGGGUGACAUUCUACCAGGAAGCAUGAGCUGCUCCAGUAGCUAUCACUGCCCGAUGAACCGAUCUCUCCUGAACAACUUCCUCAUCGAAGAAGGUCUGGCUGUUCCUCCAUGUCUGGGCUCAUCCAGUGAAAGACUCCAGAGUCUGAAACUCCAACGAGAACAAGCCAGACGCCUUCAGAUCGAGCAACAGUUUUCCAGCGCCUUUGGAGAACCUGUCUGUGAAGAAACAGAGAGGCAGAGUACCAUAACUACCAUCGAGGAGAAGGUAAUGCUUGGUAUCGAGGAGAACUUGCACAAGUCUCAGGAGCAGGAAAGGAGUAGUGAAGUCAAGCAGAAAUCCGGAUCCGCCUUGGCCAACUGGUUUGGGUUCCGCAAGGGUAAGCUUCCUAUCCCCAGUGGCAAGAAGACGGACCCGGCAAAGACAAAAGAAGAGAAGAAGGAUCAAAAGAUUACAUCACUGCUCGGAGGAAAGCAGACAAAGACGGAUAAGAAGAGAGACCGCAGAAAAAAUGAUGGAAAAGACUGCUCUGUGGGAAGAAGAGAGUCACAUGAUGCAGUGCGAGCAUGCAUCUCAAUGCCUUGCCCAGGGAUAUCGAUUCAAACACAAGGACAUAACGACAUCACUGGAGACCCACAGAGAACUGAUGGUGAAAACGGAGCUCUCAUAAAGACCGCACUUCAGGAUGCAGUUAUUGGGUCUGGCUGCAAGAUGCGAACGUUGGACAGUGGAAUCGGGACCAUCCCCCUCCCUGAAUCCUGCUCAUUCUUCUCCUCCAUCCUGCACCUCCUCCCCAAGUCCUCUUCAUCAACCCCCGAGCCCGAAUCCUCUCUCAAUUCUGUCCCGGACUCCUCCUGCGAGGAGGUGUCCCCGUUACCCCGUUGGAGGAUUCCUUCCGGUUUCAGGGACGAGCGCACCGGGGUACCCAAUUCUCUGUCCGACGCGACCCACAUCCAGUCAGUGCCUUUCCCUACCGUGGCCUUCCUCCAGCCCGUCCGACCCCAACCUGAACCCAUUGUGACCUCUGCCCGUGUGUGUGAUUCCCACAACAGAACCCAGAGACCCCCCCAAGGUGGCAUUGAACCAAAGAGGCUGACCUAUAUCAAAACCAAGACAAGAACCCCUCAGAGCCAACAGAAAGAGCAGACCAGACUGCAGCUCGCAAACUAGCAUAUGACUCCACUGGUUAUUGGGAACCUACAGGAGAGCUCCCAAAAGCUCCCAGACCUCGAAGUGGACUGCAUGCAAGACUUACACACUAACUCCUUCAGAUAUUCACGCCACCCGAUUGCGGUUUGAGAAGAACACACACACACACACACUUCCGUUGUCUCAUUUAAACAACACAACCAAGACUAGUUCUAGUGUCUGGACGACUGCUGUAUUUAAUCAGUUGGGAAAGAUUUUGACUCCCUCCAGCAGGCAAUAUACAAAGUGCACAAAAUCUGGGAACAGGUUUGUUGAGAAAAACCUCCACCACUUAUUUUCCCGAUGGUGAUGUUUUUGUUGGGUUUUGAUCAUAUUUUGUUCCAGAACAGGCUCACAGUUGAUGAACUUGCGCAUAUGGCAAAUCCACACAUGUUGGUCAGAACCACGUGCCCUCGCAAACCCGUUGUCAUGGCGAAUCCUUGAAAAAAUGAUUUUGAUGCCAUGCUGCGACCACAUACAGUAAAUGGCUUUUGCUUAAAAAAAAAAAAAAAAAAAAAGAAUUCACACAGCGCAUCAGUCUAGUGUACCUGCUUCUGAUUGGGCCUCAUUUAAACAAAUUUUCCAGUUGGAGUUUAGCCAAAAAGGUUGCUGUGACAUGAAAUGGGACUUCCUGUUCAAUUUUGGUCAUGAGUCCUAAAGAUUUUUUUUCUUCACCCAAUUUCUGGCAAACUGGUGACUCAGGCUGAUUGUCUUUUUCCUUCCCAAUUUCUAAUAAGUAGGAGGCUUUCAUUUCACCUAAAAUGGAUGCAUUAUCCCAAAAUGGCCACAUUCUUAUUUUACUUCAUGCAUGAUUUCUUGUGACUUUUUGCAUGUCAUCUUUUGAGACAUUUCCACCCAACUUCUGUUUUCCUCAUCUUUCUAGUGCUUACAUUUUCACUAUGACAAACAGUUUUCGAGUAUGUCGAGUGCAGAGUUUUGCCCCACAAAAAAAAUAAUGAAUUCCAAAUAAAAAGUGGUUCAGUCCACUGAGUGGGCAAAGUUUUUUUCUUUACUUUUUCUUUUUUGCCUUUGUCUCCGUUCGACAUUGUCAUCCUCAAACUUUUUAAUCAAGGCACUGUAUCGCUUACAUUUUUUUUAAAUAUGGAUGAGUUAUGUUUAUGUUAAGAGUUCACAGCAGUGAUUAAAAAGUACCAUGAAUUACAUUUAUUGAUGUAAAGUGAAAACCUCAGCGUGUUGUUAAUCAAAUGAAAUACCGUUGGAGCUAUGGACAUUUAAAAUUACAUUGCAGUCUCGGUCAUGGGGCCGUGAUUUUUUUUUUUCAUGCGUCCUUUCUUCUUCACCUUGUCCACCCAAUUUUUGUCGACUGGUUAAAUUGUUGUCCUGUUCUCAUUUUUCAACUUUCCAGGGGGCACCCAGCUAAAAAAUUUCUAUAGUAAUUCUAUAGACAUCUAUAGAAUUCUAUAGAAUUGGCACAACUUGUUCUAUAGAACUUUGGUUGUGAUUUUCUAUAGAAUUUUUACAGAACAAUAGAAUUUCUAUACAACUUUCUAUAGAAAUUCUACAGGACUUGGGUCCCAAAGUUCUAUAGUUCUUUAGAAAUUCUUUAGAAAUGUUCUAUAGAAAAUUUUUAGCAGGGCACUAUCAAGCGACCUUUAGGGAACCUGAGCACCAGGAGGAGCUUGGGCCUGGCUCGAAUCACCUUGAUAUGCCUGAAAAUGUAUACAAGUGUGUGUAUCUUGGGGAAAAUCUAUCCAUUUUAAGGAUCAAAAACUACUGAAUACUCAAUCGGCUAAUCUUUGAAAUUUUAGAAAAAAAUACAUCACCCCCAGACACCAGUUCCACCAAUCAACAGACAACUCGGUUGGCAUAUCUAUCAUGAAAGGAUUCACCAAAAGGUCUCAAGGACCCGUGGCCAGAACCGAACAGGAAGUCAGGCGUUAUCGUUUGGGUGAUGACUGGACAACAAUUUCACUGACGUACAUAAAACUGGGUGGACAAGUCCAACGUAAAAGGAAGCGUGAAAAAUACUGACGGUAGCCAUGCUUGAAAUCUAACAGGAAGUUGAACAUUUUGUGUUAAAGCGGCCAUUUUAUCCAAACUACAGCCCCCCUGACUUUGUUUGAAAAUUGGUUCGGGGAUAUUAGCCCCUCGGACCAGUUUUACUCAUCAACUCAAAAUUGGAUGAACAUGUCUAUUACCGGCGGCACCGUGGAUCAGCUCGUAAAGCGUUGGCUUCAAAGUUCUGAGGUCCCGUGUUCAAAAAUGUGGAGUUUGCAUGUUCUCCCCGUGCCUCCGGGCACUCCGGUUUGCACCCACAUCCCAAAAAUAUGCAACAUUAAUUGGACUCUCUAAAUUGCCCCUAGGAGUGAUUGUGAGUGCGGCUCUUUGUCUCUCUGGGCCCUGCGAUUGGCUGGCAACCAGUUCAGGGUGUACCUUGCCUCCUGCUCAUUGACAGCUGGGUUAGGCUCCAGCAUUCCCCGCAACCCGUGUGGGGAUAAGCGGCGGAGAAAAUGGAUGGAUGGAUGGAUGGAAUGGAUGGAUGGAUGGAUGGAUGGAUGGAUGGAUGGAUGGAUGGAAGGAUGGAUGGAUGGAUGGAUGGAUGGAUGGAUGGAUGGAUGGAUGUCUAUUACCACAGGACCCAUGAAAAACUCGACAACCCACAUGCAGUCAGAUGUUUUGGUAUGAAGCGGCCAGUUUAGGUGAAUUCCAAGCUUAGCACUUUACUAGAUAAUCGCAGAAACAAAUCGGCUCCUGGAUGGCAGUUUUACCGAUCAACACGAAAUUGUGUGGAUAUUUCACAGGACACAGCGAGAAGUCUGAAGGACCUAAGCAUGAAGUUGAAGAGAACAUCAGCCAUUUUGGUUUAAACAGACACAUUUGGGGGAAUUCUUGGGCUUGCACUUUAACAACCAUUGGCCAGCCAAUACACCCAAAUGAGUCCUUAUCAGACGCAGGUAUUGUAGAAAGAUGAUAAACUGUGCAACUUUUUUGUCAGUGGAACCACAUCUAGGCAUUAAAUGAUCAUUUUGAGGAUUCAGAGUGAAACUUGCAAAGCGAGGACCGUUGGCUGCUCCACGUUGCGUUAAUUAUUGCAUUGAUCGCUUUAUAUUUUCCGCUGGUAAACCUUGAUAUACAGUAAAUAUGGAUUCAAUCUGAAGGACAUCUGAAGCAAACCUUUGACGGGAGCCGACAAUCACGUCGGGAGCGUUAACCUACGUGCACUUGAUGCAGCACAUUGAGCAACGUCGCUCUUCUUUAUUGUGCCAGCGUGCUGGAUGUGGAUCUGUGGAGUUGCCGUAGAACCAUUCUGACUGCUUUCAUGACUACAGGAGCAGGAAAAUACGACGUGACAAGUGCUGCACUCUUGACUGUCUGUCACAUAUCACAAAUACUGUAACGGUCACUUUACAAUGCUCUUGUUAUGGGGGAGGUGCAAAUCUGUCCAUGAUGGAUUUUUUUUUUUUUUUUUUUUGCAUUGUUGUCAUUCCAACAGCGAUGACGUCAGGACAACCCGAUGAGUUUGUGCAUGGAACCUUAGCGUACUCGCUCAGGGAAGACGUGAUAAUUGUCCCUGAUCGAAGCUGUGGGUUUGAAAAGAGGAGUUUUGACAGUGGUUUAUCUUUUCGAACGCACAUUAAGAUGUGUCUUGAGUUGAUCUCGAUAUUUACCUCGUUAGUUUGUCUGUGCAUUAAUCUGCAAGGAUGCCACGCUGCUUGUCUGCUUAGUUUCUCACUUUAUUAUCUACAUAUUCUGUCAUUUCUAGUGAUGUAUAGGUGUUACUAUUUACAUACCUGUUUUUCCCACUUUUACAUGCUUUGCGGCCACUUCCUGUUUCGCUGAAGCUAAAAGCAGUGCUUAACAAAUAUACUCGGCCACCUUCCCGUCUCAGAGAGCAUCCUGCGUCGUGGAGUUCUUUAAAUGCAAAUGCUUUCAUUUGCAGCUCCCUCUCGAUGCUAAGUAAAUAUUUGACAUUACAAUCAAAUAAAUGAUCACGUACAUGGGUUUUCUUUAUUUUUUUCCCUAAAACAAUACUUGCCAUACUAAAAACUCGAGAAUAACAAUAAUAUUUAAAUAGAAUAACCCUUGAUACCUUUUCAUGUAGCCUGCUAUUGUGCACGUCCACCCAAUUUCUCCCAGAGUCUUUAAUUUUAGAUGUUUUCAUCCGGUCUGUUGUUGUAGCGAUAUCCAUCAAAUGUUAACAUCGCUCAAUAAAACCGAUUGUUAAAACUGAUGUCCAUCGUUAGGGUUUUUUCUAACGUUCCAUCAGUGCUACUGAAUGAGUUUUGGUGCAUAAUUUUCCGGACCUCUAAAAUGGGGCACAUUCUGAAAUCUUUCAUAACAGCGUUGUAGAAAUUGGGGUGUUUUCAGGCGUGAGGUAAAAAAACGUGAAAAUCUUAAUACAGGCAGUCCUCGGGUUAAAACGGUCUCGACUUAAAACGUUUCGACUUAACAAUGCUGGUCCCCCCCAUCCUCUACUUUAGCUAACUAAUGUGCAUAGUGCUCGUCCUAAAAGAACAUCCAUUGCCAUGGAAACAAAGAUCAGGAUCAUAAAAAGAUCGGAGAAAGGAGAAACACCGACACACAUCGGUAAAGUGCUAGACUUUAGUCUGUCGACCGUGGUGACAAUUAUUAAAGACAAAGCCCGUAUUUUAGCCCGUGUGAAUGGUUCCGUUCCUAUGUCGGAUACAGUGAUCACAAAACAAGGUUCUGUGAUACUUGUCGAUAUUGAAAGACUACUUAUGUUAUGGAUUGAGGACCAGAUUCCUUCGCAAUAGCUAAGCACAGCCUCCCCUUCUUCUUCUCCAUCCACCUCUCAUCAGUUAUGGUAAGUACAGCAUUUUAUUUCUUUAUUUCAAUGUAUUUGUUUUUUUAUACAAAGUAUUUUGACAUAAAUUCUGACUUUAAUGGUGAGAUUCGACCCACAACGAAAUUCGAGUUAUAUCACCAGCAUAGGAACGGAACUUGUUCAUAACCCGAUGACUACCUGUACUGUCUAUGGGUGAAAAACAACUCAACUUUCCAGGGGGAUUGUGUUCAGAACCCCUAAAAUCCAUACUUUUUCACCAGAAUACACUUACUUGCCAAAAAAUUGUUAGUUUUUCUGAAUGUCAACACCCCUCCCUUCAAGAAGGCAAUUCUUUAGUCUCAAAUUGACAUUAAAUGUGAAAAUAUUUUGGUAAUUGAGCCCGCAACCUUUAAGCAAUUUGUUAAGCACUGUACAUUUACAGAAAAUGAAGGCACUAUCAUUUACAUAUCAAUCCUGUCACUAUUGAGCCAUAUUGAUAUUUUUGAAAACGCUUUUAACCGUAGCAAUAGACCUCUUAUUGACCUCUUGACGCGAACUAUGCUCACUUGUUAUAUGCAUGUUGAUGGAAAAAAAAAACAAAAAGGGUAGUGAUGUUUUUACCUGUAGCAACACAAAGGUCUUAUAAAUGUGUGAGACGGUUUUUCAUUGAUCAGGGAAGCGAUUGGCAACACUGACAUACGGGUAGAUAGAGCUUGGCAUUGUUAUAAAAAAAAAAAAGACUCAUCAUAACGAGUAUUCAUAUUGUAUUUUUCUAACAUUUACCUUGUAUUUAUUACACACUGCACUGAUUGGUGGACUUUUGAGUUGAUUGCACUUUUAUUGUAAUUCUUCAGAUGUUGAUGUGUUUUUAAUAAUCCCAUAAUCACAGUGGUGUUUUUCGUGACUGUUUUCUUUGGAGUCAUAAUUUAUGAAAUUGUAUCUUGCUUUGUUUUUAUGUUG